AUGGUUUCGAUCGAAGACAAGGAGAAAAGGCCAUUUCUGGCCGGUGAGCAGGACGAGCCUCACUACGGAGAUAUUCCCCGAAACAAAAAAGGACUUUCACAGUCCCGGCUUCUCAAGACACAUGGUCUUCUGUUCAUCCUUCAGAUCGCCUUCCUGGCUCUGAACAUUACAUUUCUUAUCAGGAAUUUAAGCUUUGCGAGCGAUUACAAAAAUAGUGAUGUUCACGCUGAUGCACUUGAAAAGGCGUAUACACCCGCACAAUCGGCUCUCCAGUACACAGUCGAAGAAAUUAAUCAUGGACACGGCCCAAGUCAAUUCACUGGAGAGCCUCGCCCGGAAGUUGACAAAGCCUGGUCACAAUUGCUCAGAGGGGGCAUCAUUAAAAUCUCCGAAGACGAGCUAAGGAGAUUGAAUAAAACUUCCAUCCGACUACGAGACGGGAGUGGUUACAUUGGAUAUCUCGAGUCUAUCCAUAUGCUGCAUUGCGUGAAACGAAUAUAUCAAUCUCAAUAUCCAGAGCAAUAUCCCGAGCUCCAAGGCACCGAUGCGUUCACCCCUGGCCACUGGGAUCACUGUCUUGAGGUUCUCCGCCAGGGCAUCCUGUGCAACGCCGACAUAACGGUUAACACGUAUUACUGGAAGAGUCCCAACGAAAUUCAAGGUAAUAGAACAGGGACCCGAAAAUGCACUAAUUGGAAGCGUAUUCAGGAAUGGGCUGAGGAGAGGGCGGUCAAUUUCGAAGGCCCUGAUAAUUUCCUUGAUACUUUGGUGCGAGAGUGA
Molecule: messenger RNA, 780 nt
Organism: Aspergillus tanneri
Lineage: Eukaryota; Fungi; Ascomycota; Eurotiomycetes; Eurotiales; Aspergillaceae
Product: oxidase ustYa family protein
Exons: 5
Coding region: 1-780 (259 amino acids)
Biological process (GO): mycotoxin biosynthetic process
Source: RefSeq, a predicted model, not a curated record